Molecule: messenger RNA, 755 nt
Organism: Metschnikowia bicuspidata var. bicuspidata NRRL YB-4993
Lineage: Eukaryota; Fungi; Ascomycota; Pichiomycetes; Serinales; Metschnikowiaceae
Exons: 1
Coding region: 99-665 (188 amino acids)
Source: RefSeq, a predicted model, not a curated record
GGAGGCCGUUGAUGUGAGGCGCGCCGCGCCUGCAUGGAGAGGGCGCCUGGGAAAGACCGGGCGGAGGGACUGGCGAACCUGGGCUGAGGCUGGGGACGAUGGGGCGGGUCUUGGGCGAGUGGAUUUAUUUUUGUGCGUGGGUUUGCGUGGGUUUGUACUUUUGGUGGUUUAUUUUUGCGUGGUUUUGUUCUCUUACGUGGCUUUGUUCUUUUGCGUGGCUUUAUUUUUUGCGUGGCUUUAUUUUUUUGCGUGGCUUUAUUUUUUGCGUGGCUUUAUUUUUUUGCGUGGCUUUAUUUUUUGCGUGGCUUUAUUUUUUUGCGUGGCUUUAUUUUUUUGCGUGGCUUUAUUUUUUUGCGUGGCUUUAUUUUUUUGCGUGGCUUUAUUUUUUUGCGUGGUUUUGUUCUUCUGGUGGUUUUGUUCUUUUACGUGGCUUUGUUCUUUUAUGUGACUUUAUUCUUUGCGUGGCAUUGUUCUUUUAUGCGACUUUAUUUUCUACGUGGCUUCGUUCCUUUAUGUGGCUUCAUUUUCUGGCGUCCUUGCUGGCUUGGCUUAUUUGGAUAUGUCGCUGUGUUUUCAUGGCUGCGUUCAUGUUUUUUUGCUGUGUUUAUUCCCAAGCAUGGUGGUGGUUGGUGCUGACGGCCGUUCGUUAUUAUCUGGGUGAUUAGUGCCGUGCGCCUCGAUGGUGUCAAGGUAAUCUCUGGCCCCAGCUUGGUUCAUUAGUCCCACUGAUUGCAUGGAGUGCGGAAAGCCCGCCC